AUGAUCUGGGUCGGCUAUAUCCGCUUCUUUGGUGAGCGGUAUGGUGUCGGCCCCACGAGGCAGUCGUAUCCGGAGCUCGACAACACCGGCAUCCGUUAUCCCCCUCCCGUGUCGGAACAGGGGCAGUUUGAGAUCAACGACACCAUCCUGGUCCCUGAUCUUCUGGGACCUGAGGAAGAAGCCAGGCAGAUGAUCUACUUGGCAGAGGGCCACAGUUACACCGUGCGAUUGGCCGAUAUCGCGGCCCCAGCCAACUCGACAUGUCCCGAGUGA
Symbiodinium necroappetens is the source of this 273-nucleotide messenger RNA. The record is from the annotation of a GenBank genome assembly. Lineage: Eukaryota; Dinophyceae; Suessiales; Symbiodiniaceae.